Messenger RNA from Scatophagus argus, 4152 nucleotides. RefSeq names its product NACHT, LRR and PYD domains-containing protein 3-like. The coding region runs from base 351 to 3959 and encodes 1202 amino acids. The record is from RefSeq and is a predicted model, not a curated record. The transcript is spliced from 11 exons. Lineage: Eukaryota; Metazoa; Chordata; Actinopteri; Scatophagidae. Gene Ontology annotation, molecular function: protein binding.
UCCAGUUCCACCCAGUGAUGUUCACUGUAUGAAUGAUGGAGAAGCUGUUGCAGCUACAAGCUUCAUGCUGACCAUCACUGAGGUUCAGACUUUUCCACCACAGGAACUGAAGGCGGUUCUGCUUUGGUUUCCACUGUUCUCUCCUCACGUUGGGGGUGACUUCCUGCAGCUAAAUGUCAGCUCAGCUCAGGAUGUGAUACUGAAUCCAAGUUCAUGUACUCUGAGGGGGAACUGAAUCCAACAGCCACAACACAGAAAACACAGCAGGACGUCCACCAGCAGGACAGCAGCAGAAAUCUUGUAACGUGUGAUGGAGACGUUGUUGUCAUGAAUGUUGGAGCUCUGACAGCAUGUUGUUGUGUUUGUGUGAAGGUGUGGGCUCUGCUAUGAAUCAGUGUGAGGAGACAGAGGAGGGAGUCCCUCCCUCUAAAACCACUCUGUGUGGGGAACAUGACAGCCAGACCAGACCUCACAGCCCCGAGCAGCAGCAGAGACCAGACUGUCCUGAACCUGAACCCAGCUGUAUGUCCAUGAAGAGUGACAGGUCCAUGACUCGUCCAAUAGCGUUUAAAGGACGACUUCCUUCAAAGACUCAUGUGGACCAGCAGACAGCAGACUCUCCUGUACCCAGCUGUGUGUCCAUGAAGAGUGACUGGUCCAUGGGUCAACCUCUUGACUUUAGAGGUGGACACGACUCUGCUGAAGGAAGAGUUCAGCAGCAACAGUCAGAUGUUCUCGGUGGUCAGUCUGUCCAGCAGAAUCCAGCAGACCUGGACUCCAUAUUCAUGCAUCUUGAGGAGAACGUUGUCACUUUUGUGAAGAAGGAGCUGAAGAAGUUCCAGAAGGUUCUGAGUCCAGAUUACCCAGAAAGCUUAGAGAGGCAGAGUGAGGAUGAGGAGGUGUUGGAUGGUGAGGAUGAAGAGCAGAGGAGCAGCAGCAGAGAUGCAUUUCUGAAGAUCACACUGCACUUCCUGAGGAGAAUGAAGCAGGAGGAGCUGGCUGACCGUCUGCACAGCAGAACAGAUGCUGCAGUUUGUCGACGUCAGCUCCAAUCUGAGCUGAAGAAGAAGUAUGAGUGUGUGUUUGAGGGGAUUGCUAAAGCAGGAAACCCGACCCUCCUGAAUCAGAUCUACACAGAGCUCUACAUCACAGAGGGAGGGACUGCAGAGGUCAAUGAAGAACAUGAGGUCAGACAGAUUGAAACAGCAUCCAGGAAAACCACAAGACCAGAAACAACAAUCAGACAAGAAGACAUCUUCAAAGCCUCACCUGGAAGAGAUGGACCAAUCAGAACAGUGAUGACAACGGGAGUGGCUGGCAUUGGGAAAACAGUCUUAACACAGAAGUUCACUCUGGACUGGGCUGAAGACAAAGCCAACCAGGACGUCCACUUCACAUUUCCAUUCACUUUCAGAGAGCUGAAUGUGCUGAGAGAGAAAAAGUUCAGCUUGGUGGAACUUGUUCAUGACUUCUUCACUGAAACCAAAGAGGCAGGAAUCUGCAGGUUUGAAGAGUUCCAGGUUGUGUUCAUCUUUGACGGUCUGGAUGAGUGUCGACUUCCUCUGGACUUCCACAACAAUGAGAUCCUGACUGAUGUCACAGAGUCCACCUCAGUGGAUGUGCUGCUGACAAACCUCAUCAGGGGGAAUCUGCUUCCCUCUGCUCGCCUCUGGAUAACCACACGACCUGCAGCAGCCAAUCAGAUCCCUCCUGAGUGUGUUGACAUGGUGACAGAGGUCAGAGGGUUCACUGACCCACAGAAGGAGGAGUACUUCAGGAAGAGAUCCAGAGAUGAUGAGGAGCAGGCCAGCAGAAUCAUCUCCCACAUCAAGACAUCACGAAGCCUCCACAUCAUGUGCCACAUCCCAGUCUUCUGCUGGAUCACUGCUACUGUUCUGGAGGAUAAGUUGAAGACCAGAGAGGGAGGAGAGCUGCCCAAGACCCUGACUGAGAUGUACAUCCACUUCCUGGUGGCUCAGUCCAAAGUGAAGAACAUCAAGUAUGAUGGAGGAGAUGGGACAGAUCCACAGUGGAGUCCAGGCAGCAGGAAGAUGAUUGAGUCUCUGGGAAAACUGGCUUUUGAGCAGCUGCAGAAAGGAAACCUGAUCUUCUAUGAAUCAGACCUGACAGACUGUGGCAUCGAUAUCAGAGCAGCCUCAGUGUACUCAGGAGUGUUCACCCAGAUCUUUAAAGAGGAGAGAGGACUGUACCAGGACAAGGUGUUCUGCUUCAUCCAUCUGAGUGUUCAGGAGUUUCUGGCUGCUCUUCAUUUCCACCAGACAUUCAACAACUCUGGUGUCAAUCUGAUGUCAGGAAAACCGUCAACCUCCAGGUGGUCUCCACUAAUCAGAAACAAACAGGAACAAACUCAUCUGUACCAGAGUGCUGUGGAUGAGGCUUUGCAGAGUCCAAAUGGACACCUGGACUUGUUCCUCCGCUUCCUCCUGGGUCUUUCACUUCAGACCAAUCAGACUCUCCUACGAGGUCUGAUGAGACACACAGGAAGUGUCUCACAGACCAAUCAGGAAACAGUCAGGUACAUCAAGAAGAAGAUCAGUAAGAAUCUAUCUCCAGAGAGGAGCAUCAAUCUGUUCCACUGUCUGAAUGAACUGAAUGAUGGUUCUCUGGUGGAGGAGAUCCAACAGUCCCUGAGGUCAGGAAGUCUCUCCACAGAUGAACUGUCUCCUGCUCAGUGGUCAGCUCUGGUCUUCAUCUUACUGUCAUCAGAAGAAGAUCUGGACGUGUUUGACCUGAAGAAAUACUCUGCUUCAGAGGAGGCUCUUCUGAGGCUGCUGCCAGUGGUCAAAGCCUCCAACAAAGCUCUGCUGAGUGGCUGUAAUCUGUCAGAGAGAAGCUGUAAAGCUCUGUCCUCAGUUCUCAGCUCCCAGUCCUCUAGUCUGAGAGAGCUGGACCUGAGUAACAACGACCUGCAGGAUUCAGGAGUGAAGCUGCUGUCUGCUGGACUGAAGAGUCCACACUGUCAGCUGGAGAGUCUCAGGCUGAGUGGCUGUAAUCUGUCAGAGAGAAGCUGUGAAGCUCUGUCCUCAGUUCUCAGCUCCCAGUCCUCUAGUCUGAGAGAGCUGGACCUGAGUAACAACGACCUGCAGGAUUCAGGAGUGAAGCUGCUGUCUGCUGGACUGAAGAGUCUAAACUGUCAGCUGGAAACUCUCAGGUUGUCUGGCUGUAUGAUCACACAGAGAGGCUGUACUUCUCUGGCCUCAGCUCUGAGAUCCAACCCCUCCCAUCUGAGAGAGCUGGACCUGAGCUACAAUCAUCCAGGAGACUCAGGAGUGGAGCUGCUGUCUGCUGGACUGGAGGAUCCCCACUGGAGACUGGACACUCUCAGGGUGGAACAUGGUGGACAGCAGUGGCUGAAACCUGGUCUGAGGAAGUAUGCCUGUGAACUCACAGUGGACACAAACACAGUAAACACAAACCUCAAACUGUCUGACAACAACAGGAAGGUGACAGCAGUGAGAGAGGAGCAGCCUCAUCCUGAUCAUCCAGAGAGGUUUGACCGCAAGCCUCAGCUGCUGUGUAGACCUGGACUGACUGGUCGCUGCUACUGGGAGGUCGAGAGGAGUGGAGGAGUUUUUAUAUCAGUGACUUACAGAGGAAUCAGAAGGGAAGGAGACACUGAUGACUGUGUGUUUGGAUGGAAUAAUCAGUCCUGGAGUCUGAGCUGCUCUGAUGUUGUUGGUUUCUCUGUCUGGCACAAUAAGAUAAGAAUAGACCUCCACUCCUCCUCCUCCUCCUCCUCGUCCUCCUCCUCCUCCUCCUCCGUCUCUCACAGAGUUGCAGUGUAUGUGGACUGUCCUGCUGGCACUCUGUCCUUCUACAGAGUCUCCUCUGACACACUGAUCCACCUCCACACCUUCAACACCACAUUCACUGAACCUCUUUAUGCUGGAUUUCGGUUGUGGUCAUUCGGUUCCUCAGUGUCUCUGUGUUCAGUGUAGGAGGGAGAGUCUCCUCCUGUUAGAGGAACACACACACACACAGUUUGAAAUAACUUGAAAUCCUUUUAAAUGUGUUUUCAUUCAGGUUUUGUAACAAAGAUUUUAGUUUGAUGUUUUCUGUACUUUACAAUCUGAACUGAUUUCUCACAUAAAUCAGCGUGUUUAUCCAAUAAAAUCAGGUUCCAGACUCUCA